Fragaria vesca subsp. vesca is the source of this 2083-nucleotide messenger RNA. RefSeq lists its product as uncharacterized. NCBI's taxonomy places the organism in Eukaryota, Viridiplantae, Streptophyta, Magnoliopsida, Rosales, Rosaceae. The coding region runs from base 221 to 1219 and encodes 332 amino acids. The transcript has 5 exons. The record is from RefSeq and is a predicted model, not a curated record.
GGUUCAUUAGUGAUUUAGACCUUACAGAAACCCAGGUCGUUGAGGUCAAGCACCCACUCACAAUCCCAGAGCAUAAUCACGACAACCACCUUUCCGAUUUAGCAGAACAAACACAUACCCAACUCUUUUGCUCUCUCUGUUCCACUAAUCUCGUCGUAGCUUGAACUCGGGUCAGAAUAACUUGAUGUUUGUAUCAGUCAAAGGAGAAUAAUAGGGUAAAAUGGCUGGGCGACGACAUAUUGCAUCAUCCUAUGACAGACGCCCUGUGCAGUCUCCAGGGAUGAUGCGGCAUGGGUCAUUGCCUGGCUACCGGUUAUUAGAGUCACUACCCCGUCCUGAACUAUUGGAAAACAAAAUUGCAUAUCAAGCAGCAGAGAUAAAACAACUUGCAGGAGACAAUCAUAGAUUGGCAACUUCUCAGGUGGAUUUGAGGCAGGAGCUUCUAGCUGCAGAGGAGGAAGUUCAAACUGUCAAGGCACACAUGAGAAGUAUCCAGACUGAAAGCGACAUCCAGAUCCGGGCGAUGCUUGAUAAAAUUGCCAAAAAGGAAGCAGAAGUUGUAGCCUGUGAGGUUGUGAGGAAGGAGCUGCAAAAGGCUCAUACGGAAGCACACAGCUUGGUCGAAACACGGAAAGAGCUGAGAAUUCAAAUUCGACAGGCUACGGAUGAGUUGCAGAAAUCCCGUGUUGAGGUUAAGAAACUGCCAGAUCUGCAUGGUGAACUUGACAGUUUGAGGCAAGAACACCAGAAGCUGCGCGCUACUUUUGAAUAUGAAAAAAGUAGAAACAUAGAACUAGUGGAGCAAAUGAAAGCAAUGGAGAAGAAUCUAAUGGGCAUGGCUGGAGAAGUAGAAAGGUUGUGUGAUGAGGUCCUGAAUGCAGAGAAGAGAGCACAAGCCCCAAAGCCACCUAAUGGUGGUUACAUGAAUCCAGAUUCUUAUUACACUGCUACCAUGCCAGGUGCUAGUGCAUAUUUUGAUGGUUAUGGAAGGCCUUAUGUUUCGGUGGGUAAUAGGCCACUGGGAGAGGGAAUAAUUUACUUUGCCAGCAGCAGCAGCAAGCAGCAUGCUGCUGGUAUCCCAACUGCUGGGGAUGGUGCUAUCUGGGGAGCAGCAUAUAAUCCCUUGCCUGACACUGCUUCUGGUGGUGCUACUGUCCCUACCACUGGGAACAGUGCUGUUUGGGGAGGAGCAUAUGAUUCAGCACUUGCUCGGCAGUAAACAUAGAGCAGCCAGCCCUGAGAUUUUCAGGGCGGCUAGUUAUUAUAUUGGGCCCUAUGCCUCUGUUAGAAUUUAAUUUUUCUUUUGUGUAUUAUGAUUACUAUACUUGAGGUUAACUGGUGGGUAUUUAUGUAACUAUCAUUGGUUUGUUUUUAGGUUAUUAUUUAUCGUAAAUGGUUAUAAGUAGCUGCUGAGAAAAGAUCAAGUGCAAAGGCCUCUUUUGAAGCGUCACUGGGCGAUGGGAAGUCCAGAUGAAAAGACUGCACCAAAACUACAAAGAUCUGUGUUUUGAUGGUCCAAAGGCAGACCAGAACCCCCUUCUACAACACAAUUAGUCUCCAACUUCAAAGAGGGUUAGUUGUAUUUGACUGGACUUACAGAGAGUCACCAUAACUAGAAAUUGAAACAGCUUCUCAGUUUAGGCCAGAACAAAACGCGAAAGCUUUCCAAAAGUUACAGAGAAAGCAGAAUGCUGGUGGUGAAGCGUGAGAAGACAAAGGUUUACAGGGUAAAUGUUUGGUGAAUGUUUGCUGGGUGUGCUUAACGGUAAAGUUCGAAUUAUAUGAUAAUGUUUAAGUGCUGGGUGCACUUAGAUAUUGGCCGGGGUCAAUUAGAAAGACCCUUAUUUAAUAAUCGGUGUUGGUGAAUAAUUGAAUUCUGGGUUUUACAUCUUAGUUUGGGAUAUACUUCGGCAAUGUAGGUGAAGUUGGCGGCCCAAAUGGGAACCACAUCCUGCUUCAAUAUGUAGUAAUACUUUAUUUCCUCUAAUUCUUGCUCUCAAAUUACUUUUUGGUCAGAGCUCUCAAAUUACGCUACUGUAUGAUUUCUUCCCCUUCUCGUUUCUUCACGAGAAAAGAUUAAUCU